Molecule: messenger RNA, 2911 nt
Organism: Meleagris gallopavo (turkey)
Lineage: Eukaryota; Metazoa; Chordata; Aves; Galliformes; Phasianidae
Product: heat shock transcription factor, X-linked-like
Biological process (GO): regulation of DNA-templated transcription
Molecular function (GO): DNA-binding transcription factor activity; sequence-specific DNA binding
Source: RefSeq, a predicted model, not a curated record
UUCUCAUGCCGCUUAUCUUGCUCCACAGCUGCUGCUCUGAACAGUUUUUUUCUUAUGUUCCCACACAAUAUCAAGAUGAAACCAAGAGAGAAGAAGAACAGGAGCCCAAACCAGGCAGUGGUGCAGUAUAUAGUCUGUACAUGGAGUCAGGGCUGCCCCACAGACACAAUUCAGCAUGUGCUCUUGGAAAACAUCAUAUGGUUGGUGAUAGCACAGCCAUUCCACUGGCCAGUAAUAGAUCCUAGAUGACAUAAUCACAGAAUGGUUUGAGUUGGAAGGGAUCUAUAAGACCAUCUAGCUCCAGCCCCCCUGCUGGAGACUGGGACACCUCCCACUAAACAAGGUUGAUUAAAGACCUCUGCAAGGUCUUUUGGAAACGUAGGGGCUCAAUAUAUCCUCCAGGUUAGUGUUGUCCUCAAAGUUUGCAUCAGCUCCAGCCCCGCAUCCAGAUAUUGCGUGAUAAUGUCUAUCAACUCUUGCAUGAAGUUUGCAUCCCUCCACUUCAUGAUCUCUAGUUAAAUACUGGAACAUCACAAUGAGGUGUCCCCACAACCUUCGUUUUUUCCAGACUGAAACAAAAACAGUUCCUUCUGCCUAUCUUAAUAGGAGAAGAGCCCAAACUCUUUAUGUCAUUAUGAAUGCCCUCCUCUGCACUCUCUCCAAGAGCUUUGCAUCCCUCGUGUGUUUUACAACAGGGCACAAGUCAGAUCCAGUUUGUCAUCACCAGAACCCGAUAUUUUCCCUGGGCAUGCUCUCCAGCCUCCUGUCUGCUGACAGGGACACCCCCACAAGUAAAACUUAGCACGUGUUUUUUGCAAAAUUAAUGUGGUUGCUGACUACCUUUGUGGUCCCCACUUUCACACCUGGCCGUGCUCAGCAGGAACUCCCGCAGCCCCUAGAAACACCACAGCUGCAGGCUCCCUGGGCCGCCCUGACAUUCCUUGGCUCCUGCUUUGCAAUGGCCAUGAGAGCAGCAGCCACGAUGAUGCCAACAGACUGGCAGCCCUAUGCAGCCCUGCACUGCCCAACCUGCACCUGCAGCCAUCACCGGGCACACAGAUUCUCCCUUACACAAGCUCUGUUAUGGAAAUCACACAGCACUGGCAAGAGGUGUCCACAAUCUGGGAAGCGAUUGCUAUUUUUUUCAGGUCCCAGUGCUCAGGAAACUGAUUUCCAGCCUAUCUGCAGAAGCAGGGGGACACUCAGGAAGCCAGCAUGGAGCUACUCAGGGGAGUACAUGGAGAAGGGGAAGCAAAGCCUCGGUGAGAGCCGGUCUCAUUCCAACACAGCUUUAUUUGCCUUUCAAGUCAAGUUCAAACAGCCUUGGCUCAGGGCAGGACCAGCAACAAGUGCUACUCAGUGACAUCAGCUCAGGCAGUUUCAGCCAGGCCUUGGGCAGCACAUGCUGGUGUCACUGUGAUGACACAAGGGCACCACAGUGAUGUCUGAGCAUCUCCCACCGGAACACCCAGGCAGUGCCAGUGGAUUUCCCUUGCCAGCAGGCAGAGUGAACACUGGCUCGCUGCACAGAUGGCUGCAUGUGCAACCUCUGAUCAGUGCGAGACCGGACACAUUGAAAUGGAAGCUUCUGCUUUUGAUCUGGAGGAGCUGGCCAAGACCUCAGGCUCCACUUCCACUGACCCAGCAGCACAGGACCAAGCACUGGCUGGCCAUGCUGCUGGGACAUCGGUGGUGGAACAACAGGAUUCACAAAUGUUUCCCAAUCGUUUACCUCUGAGUUUCUCUGAGGAAAACACUGGCCAAGCCAGUGUCUUCGCACCACUCACCUUCCCACAGAAACUCUGGGUACUGGCCGAAUGUGAGCAAGUGAAGAGCGUUUGGUGGGGCCAUGGAGGAAACUGCAUCGUAAUUGAGAAAGAACUGUUUGCGGUGGAAGUCCUGGCCAAGGAAGCACCUGUGAGAGCAUUUGGCUGCACAAGCAUGAAGAGCUUUAUUUGCCAGCUCAACCGCUAUGGCUUCACCAAAGUGCCACGGGACCUGGAAAGAUCUCCAUUCCUUCCUGAGUUUCUGGCUGAGGAAGAAGCGACUGCUGCCCAUAGGAAGUUACUUCUGUACUCCAGCCCCUUCUUCAGAAGAGAUUACCCGUGGCUGCUGGAGCGCUGCAAGUGUAGAGCGGCACACAAGAGAAGAGCCAUGACUGCCCCUGCCCUGCAAGAGGGUCUGAAUGAGAACACCCAGCGGAGCAGCCCAGAUGCCCGGCCAACACAGGGAAUGCCUGCUGGGCCAGAGAAGAGCCUGCAGGCAGCAGAGCCACAAGGCACGCAAGCAGCAGCACCCAUGGGGCCCCCGCCAGCCAAGCGCCCUAAGAAUGACACCCUUCAAGCCCAAGGAGGUGCUGCUCACAUCCUGCCAGGCCCUGCUGCAGCACCAACUCAGGAACAGUGCCAGGCUCUGCUCCACUCCAUCCUGCCACCAAGCAGCAGCCAGAUGUUGGGUGCCACUUGCACUCCUCCAAUACAGGGCACUCUGCCCUUUGGGAUCCCCACUUUCACACCUGGCCAUCCUGAGCAGGAGCUCCUGCAGCCCCCAGAAACACCACAGCUGCAGGCUCCCUGGGCUGCCUUGACUUUCCUUGGCACCUGCUUUGCAAUGGCCAUGAGGGCAGCAGCCAUGAUGAUGCCACCGGAAUGGCAGCCCUGUGCAGCCCCGCACUGCCCAACCUGCACCUGCAGCCAGCACCGGGCUGCCCCACACCAGGCAGAUGCAGGCCAUGGGAUGGUCCUGUAGUGCAGGACCCUUUGCAGGCAGUGCUGCAGCAGCCCCUAGUUAUUUGUUCCUAGUUUGUAGCUCAUAGGUGUGUACUUUCAGAAAUAGCAUGUUGCAGUUAUUAUCCUUCUCAGUUCUCAUGCCCCUCUGUUUAUGUAUUUAUCUAUUCACUCAUUUAAUAUUU